AAACAGAGGUGUGCUAGAGAACUAGAAGCUCUUGAUGCGAUGGAAACUGAAUGCUUGGCGUGGCAGUCUGGAACACUCCGAGGUCAACGUCGAGGCUCGUCGCAGCCUCGCAUUCGCGCUUCCAGAGACAGGACAAUUCGCACUCCUUUUCUUGUCCGUGUCAGCCAAAUUCGAGCUCAUCGCUCACCCCUGUCAACACGACAAAGAAGCAACCGCAGAGGAAUGGAAUGGUUUGAUUUAUAGGUGAAG
This is a messenger RNA of Strongylus vulgaris, 249 nucleotides long. NCBI's taxonomy places the organism in Eukaryota, Metazoa, Nematoda, Chromadorea, Rhabditida, Strongylidae. The record is from the annotation of a GenBank genome assembly.